AUGGACAUUAUUACACAGAUAUUUGCUACAAGCAAUACAGAUCAUGUUAUAAAUGUAAAUAUGGGAGAUAUUAUUGAUGUUAUAUGUCCUCAGUUUCCAGAAGGUUCUGAUCCUAGGAAUUAUGAGUAUUAUACUAUAUAUAUGGUAAAUAAAACACAAUAUGAUGAAUGUACAAUUUAUAGUCCUAGAUCAGUGAUGUUUUUAGUAAAUUGUACAGAUCCAACUAAAAAUCCAGCUGAUUUUUAUACUUUUAUUAUAAACAACUUUCAAUCCAUUCCUGGUAAUCCUGACUUUAAAAGAGGAAAAAGCUAUUAUAUUAUAUCAACAUCCGGAGGUGGCUUAAAAUCUAUUAAAAAUCAAUUCCAAGGUGCUUGUUAUCAUCAGCAUAUGAAAAUCAGACUGAAUGUGUGUUGUGAAGCUAAUGAUACAGGUACUGAAAACCAGAAUACAGGGUCAAAUAACCAGGGGUCCAACGCUCAGGAUGGAAGGACGGGAUCGCCCAGUCAUGGGUCGGGUGAUUCAGGAACAUCAAAACCAGCCACAAAUAACAAAACACCAACCACAGUUACACCAAGUACAACAACCAGACACACUACAACUAAUGGAAAAACUCCAAGUACCGAUGAACCUAAAACAGAUCCGAACAAAACUCCACCAGAAAAAAAUAAUAUAGUUGAUAAUAAAAUUAUUCAUGCGAAUGGACCUAAAAAUGUAGGCUUAAUAAGUGACAAUGGCAAUGGCAGUGGUGUUGCCAAUAGUUUUAGUGUUUUAUUAGUGACAUUUACAGUUUUAUUAUCUGUAUCAUGUUGUUCAUAG
Lottia gigantea (owl limpet) is the source of this 816-nucleotide messenger RNA. RefSeq lists its product as hypothetical. Gene Ontology annotation, biological process: axon guidance; ephrin receptor signaling pathway. The record is from RefSeq and is a predicted model, not a curated record. The coding region runs from base 1 to 816 and encodes 271 amino acids. The transcript is spliced from 6 exons. Gene Ontology annotation, molecular function: ephrin receptor binding. Gene Ontology annotation, cellular component: plasma membrane. NCBI's taxonomy places the organism in Eukaryota, Metazoa, Mollusca, Gastropoda, Lottiidae.